AUGAGUCCGACACCACCGUCCACGACCUCUUCCAGCAACGGCGGGGUGUCCCCGGAAGGUCAGUUUAGAGUCGUCCGGAAACGAAAUCGAGUGCCCCUCUCAUGCGGCCCUUGCCGCCAUCGAAAGCUGAAAUGCAAUCGUUCCAAUCCGUGUGAGAAUUGCGUCAAGCGUGGAGACGCACAUUCCUGCACGUACGCACAGACAAAUUCUCGAAAGAAGAUUUCCGCAAACCAAGCUGCUUCAAAUUCUCCUGAUGACAUGCAAAACAGAAUUGACCGACUGGAGAGUCUGGUCCUGUCGUUGAUGACCAAUGGGUCUCAAUCUGAAGGCCCUGCCGCCGCCAUGGCAGCGAUAUCUGGCACAAGCAGCAGCGCGGGCUCCGGUCAGCAUGGUAUUGACCUGGAAGUCGACGAUGAUACACCUAUUCAAGAGGAGAGUGACACUGAGCAGGUAACCAAGUCAUUCGGCAUCAUGAAAGUGGACAAUAACAAGUCCUACUACAUCAGUGAUGCACAUUGGGCGUCUGUGCUUAGCGAGAUAUCAGAAGUUCGCACAUAUUUCAACACGCACAAGAAACAGUAUGAAGAACAGGUAGAGAAGCUGAAGGCAACUCGUCUCCCCACUGACGUACCUGGUUCAACCCUGCUUUUCGGGGCAAUGAAGCCAACGAGCCGAGCGGAGAUCAUGUCCUCAUUUCCUUCCAAGUACACGACAGACAUACUAAUCUCGCGAUAUUUCAACUGCUAUGACCCUGCAACUCAUUUCCUCCACGGCCCUACCUUCCAAGCUCAGUAUAAUAAGCAUUGGGAAGAUCCUUCCCAAACUUGCAUUGUCUGGAUCGGAAUGUUGUUCGCCAUGAUGCGGUUGUCAAUGCUGUCGUACUAUCGCGAAGGUGACGAGCCUCCAGAGUUUCGGGGCAAGUCUAUAGACAUGGCGGGCACAUUCAGGAACUUGGUGGCGAUGUGUCUUACACUGGCUGACUAUACAAAGCCUUAUCCAUAUCUCAUCGAGUGUUUAGCCUUUCACCUCCAUGGCGAUUAUUGCCAAACGAAAGAGGCUGAUAUAUCUGUAUGGGUGUUGAACGGCGUCAUCGUUCGGCUGGCCAUGAGAAUGGGCUACCACCGUGAUUCCAAAGCUUUUCCCAAUAUCACGCCAUUUCAGGGUGAAAUGCGUCGGAGGGUUUGGGCCUUUGUUCGGCAAGCCGAUCUCCUGUUUUCCUGUCAAGUUGGAUUGCCCAGCAUGAUUAGAACCGGAGACAGCGACAGCGACCUGCCGCGUAAUCUCUAUGAUGACGAUUUCGAUGAAAACUGCAAAGAGCUACCCCCGUCACGACCCCCGAGCGAGCCCACCCCGCUUUCCUAUCUUAUAACCAAGUCGCGGCUUUCAUAUGUUCUCGGCCAGGCAAUAGAACAGACGUCUUCACUUCAGAACGCGUCUUAUGACAAGGUCAUGGAAAUGGAUUUGGAGCUCCGCCGCGCGCGGGACAUGAUCCCAGAGCAUCUCCUUGUGCGUCCUAUCGAAGAGUCUCCGCUUGACUCACUGGUUCUCAUCAUGUCACGUUUUUCCGUGAUGAGUGUCUAUCACAGAGCACAAUGCAUUCUUCAUAGGAAAUACCUUAUUCGGGCACGGGAGAAUCCCCGAUUUACACAUUCAAGGAGGACUUGCAUUGAUUCUGCUAUGGAGUUGCUACGGUUUCAGACGAUGCUCCACGCGGAAACACGACCGACAGGUCGGUUGAGGAGUCGCCAGAAUCGAGUAACGUCUCUCAGCGCCAGCGAUUUCUUGCUUGCUGCAACCAUUCUAUGCCUUGAUCUUUACCAUGGAUACCAGGUGCCUAAUACCGCCAGGACUUCUCCUGAUACAUAUGCUUGGGGUAGGGAGCGACGAGAGGAGAUCCUGGCUGCUGUACAGCGAAGCAAAGACAUAUGGGAUGAGCUUCGGGAUGAGACCAUGGAAGCAUGGAAAGCUGGCGGUGCGCUUGGAGUCAUGCUCAGCAGGCUCCAGCGGGGUGGUCCGGAGGCAACUCCAAUCACUCCAGCAUUUGAGCCUCAUGACGAAAAACAAAGCGCUGCGAUGACCUUGGGUCUGCUUAGCAGUGGCAUGACCCCUCUCAGUCAAGGCGCGCCGUUCAAUGAUAUGGCGGCAAAGGCUGACACCCCCUUACCGGCAAUCCCAGGCUUCGGAGCGGACGCAGUACCCGGCGCUUCCUCCGUGUUCAACAAUAUGUUUGGUCAGAUGCCAGAAAUGCAAGUCAAUCUAGACUGGGAUGCAUGGGAUAACUACAUUCAAGGCGGCGCGCUUGAUCCGUCGAGCUCAUGGUGGUCGCCAAUGGAUAUACAACAACAGACUACUAACCCAUUAUCUCCGACCCAAUUACCGACGCAAAGUAAUACUGCUCGAACACUACCACGCACGAAUAACAUGUUCCCUCAAGGCAACGGCUACGAACAUGACGGCUCUACUUAG
Aspergillus calidoustus is the source of this 2466-nucleotide messenger RNA. The record is from the annotation of a GenBank genome assembly. NCBI's taxonomy places the organism in Eukaryota, Fungi, Ascomycota, Eurotiomycetes, Eurotiales, Aspergillaceae.